CUACGGAAGCCGGCAGAGGAGGGUUACGACACAGGAAGAGCUCGUCCGGAGACAAGCGUGACCAUUUUAUUGUUUUUAAAAAAAGGGAAACUAUUAUAUGAGUGACCGCAGUGGGCUUUUAUGACAACUUCACAGCUGACAGCAACUACCUGCAUUGAGUUUCGUGUUAAGGAGAAGCUUCCGUAACGUCGCUCCGUCACCAAGGUCAAGCAGCAGUGGAUGUGUGCAGCUCAGCCUUCAGCACAUGUGCUUGUUGUACAACCUGAACAAGGCUGAGACAUGGCUGGACUUGUAAACUUUGAGGACGAGAAUGAAGUGAAGCAGUUUUUGGAUAAUUUAGGAGUGGAGUACAGCUUCCAGUGCUACAAAGAGAAGGAUCCUGAAGGGUGCCAAAGGCUCGCCGACUACUUGGAAGGCGUCAAGAAACACUAUGAAUCUACAGCACAAGUGCUCAAACACAACUGUGAGACAUAUGGACACGGAGAGAGCUGCUACAAACUGGGAGCUUAUCAUGUCACAGGAAAAGGUGGAGUCGCUGAGUGUCUGAAAACGGCCUACUCCUGCUUUAUGCGCUCCUGCAACGCUGGAGGAAAGAAGUCUGUAGACGCCUGCCAUAAUGUUGGCCUGUUAGCGCACGAUGGACGAGCUCUAGACGGACAACCCGACCUGACGGCGGCUCGGCAGUACUAUGAGAAGGCCUGUGCCGGAGGCUUCGCUCCCUCCUGCUUUAACCUCAGCGCUAUGUUCAUUGAGGGCAAUGCCAAAGGUCUGGCACCAGAUAUGACUCUCGCCCUGAAGUACGCUGACAGGGCCUGUGAGCUGGGACACGUGUGGGGCUGCGCCAAUGCAAGCCGGAUGUACAAACUCGGGGACGGGACAGAGAAGAACGAGAAGAAGGCAGAGGAGCUGAAGAAUCGAGCGAGAGAGCUGCACGGUAUGGUGAAGGAAAAGCAGCUCAAGUUUGGGGAAUGAUCAUGGAACACUUGAUUAAAUUAUCAUUGUUUUGGUGUAUCUACACAUGUGGUGCUGAGUCAGAUUGUUUGCUGAAAAGAAAAAAAGCCCUCAUGGGGUUCAAAGGUUGGAAAUGAUGUGUUAGUUUUUAAAAAAAGAUUGUAAAAAUCUUUUCUUGAUGUACAGUGUGUAGAUGGUCACAUUCAGGGAGCUGUGUUAAUUUUUAUCAGUACGUUUAAGCCAUAUGUAUACAAAAAAUGUAAAAAAAAUAAAAAAUACAUCUUGAUCUCA
Stegastes partitus (bicolor damselfish) is the source of this 1242-nucleotide messenger RNA. It is a transcript of the gene coa7, whose product is annotated as cytochrome c oxidase assembly factor 7. Gene Ontology annotation, molecular function: protein binding. Lineage: Eukaryota; Metazoa; Chordata; Actinopteri; Pomacentridae. The transcript is spliced from 3 exons. Gene Ontology annotation, cellular component: mitochondrial intermembrane space. The record is from RefSeq and is a predicted model, not a curated record. Bases 280 to 972 code for a protein of 230 amino acids.